CAAUUGGAAGUAUUUUGGGGUGAAGGCAAAGUAUAUAAGAGAUGUUGGGCUCCUCUGACUACUAGACUAGACUACUAUAUUGCACUGAGCUUAACCAUCCAUCAAGAGAACUUUCUCACAUUCGAUUAAUAUCGUCAACAGACAAAAUCACAUUGCCUUUUGGCAGAUAAAAAUCUCAAGCUUAUUACCUCGUGUAAACCCUUAGCUCAAAAACUAGUCACGAAAUCGACAUAGAUAUGGCCAUAACCCAAGUUCCCCGUGGCCCUGUUACCGCCAAGUUGAACUUCUUCAAGCCACCAGAGGAUGGUUCAAUACCUUACAACAACCUUGGCCUCCCAAGAGGCAGCCCCGGUGGUCACAACUAUGGAAUUUGUCCACAUCAAGUCGACAUCGAGGACAUCCGCGGCCGCGAGUCUGAGUUCAAUCUAGAUCGGGACGCUUUCGCGGUUGUCCAGGGCGUUCCUCCGUCCCGCGAGGUAGACUUUGUGGACGACGAGUCCAUCAAGGAUAAGUAUUACCCUGAGGUCGAGAAGCUCCUCCUGGAGCAGAUACCCGACAGCAACCGGGUGGUGAUUUUCGACCACACAGUCCGUCGUUCCUCGCCCACUGCCGACCGUGCCCCCGUGCUGCAGGUGCACAUCGACCAAACGGCAAAGUCGGCGGCCCUGCGCGUACACCGCCAUCAGCCCGAGAUAGCCGAGGAGCUUCUCAAGGGACGUUACCGCAUCGUCAACGUCUGGCGUCCUCUCAACAAACAGCCGAUUGAGGCUUCCCCGCUGGCUAUGGCGUCCUCCUCAACACUUGAGGAUGAGGACGUCGUUCCUGUCGAGCAUCGCUACCCGAAUGGGUACACAGGCGAGACAGCCGGGAUCAAGUACAAUAAGGGUCAACGCUGGUACUAUCUCAGUGGCAUGAAGGGAGACGAGCGAUUCUUGAUUGAGUGCUUCGAUAGUGAGAGCCUGAAACCGUUAACGGGUGUUCAGGGGGGUCGGGUGGCUCAUACUGCCUUUGAGGAUCCCAGGACCAGACCUGAAGCUGAGGGUCGGGAGAGUAUUGAAGUGCGGGCUUUGGUGUUUGGACCAUGAAGUUGUCUUUCGGUCACAUGGGGAACGUGUAUUUUGUUGUUGAAGUGUUUUGUUCAAUGGCGUUUGUAAGCAGUUUGAUUUAUUUCUGAGUUUGAAGUGAGAGAAACUUGAAAAAAAAAGAAACUCCAGAUAUUAAACAUUGCUUGUCGGUGACCACG
Pyricularia oryzae 70-15 is the source of this 1243-nucleotide messenger RNA. RefSeq lists its product as uncharacterized. The transcript has a single exon. Gene Ontology annotation, molecular function: oxidoreductase activity. NCBI's taxonomy places the organism in Eukaryota, Fungi, Ascomycota, Sordariomycetes, Magnaporthales, Pyriculariaceae. The record is from RefSeq and is a predicted model, not a curated record. The coding region runs from base 237 to 1085 and encodes 282 amino acids.